AUGGAUUUAUUGGAUAAUUUUAUUAAAAAAAAAAAAGAAGAAAUAAAAGAAAUUAAAGGAAAUAAAAGAUGGUUUAAACAAGCAGAGUUAGAAGAACAGAAAAAUAAGGAAAUUAACAAAUUUUAUGAAAAAGAAAAUAAGAAAAAAAAAAUUGAAGAAUAUGAGAGACUAAAGAAAUUAAAUGAAACAUUAGACUUAAAACACAAAAAAAAUAGCACAGACAUAGAUAAUGAAGAAAUAAAUAUAGAAAUAACUUUAAGUAACAAACAAAUAAUUAUGCUACUCCGACAAUUAAAAGAACCAAUUAGGUUAUUUGGAGAAACUGAUUUGCAAAGGUAUAAUAGGUUGAAAGAAUUAAAAAUAAAUAAAAACGAGUUGAAAAUAAAUGAGCAAAAUGUUUUUGGUGAUGUAUUAAGAGGAAGAUUAAAAGAAAACUCCCUUGAUCUAAUUGAAGAUAAUUUAGAAGAUGAAAGUGAUAAUACUGAUUCAAAAGAUAUAACUAAUUUAAAAUCCUCCAUAAAUGAAAAACAAAAUGAUGAUAAAGGAAAUGAAUUAGAUAAGGAAAAAAUUAUAUACGACUGGAUAAAAAGUACUAUGAAAGAAUGGAAUGAAGAAAUUGAAAAUGAUGAUAAUAAAAAAAAAAUAAAACAAGCUACGUAUUUACAAACACAUAAAGAUUUAAAACCUCUUGAAAAAAAACUAAAACAGAAAACUUUAGAACCCGAUAUACUAGAGAAAAUAUACAACAUUGUUUCUUGUUGUCAAAAAAGAAAUUUCAAAGCUGCUCAUGAUGCCUAUAUGUUGCUAGCCAUAGGUAAUGCUGCAUGGCCUAUGGGUGUUACGAUGGUUGGUAUUCAUGAGAGAGCAGGACGAUCAAAAAUUUUUACAUCAGAAGUUGCACAUAUAUUAAAUGAUGAAACUACUAGAAAAUAUAUUCAGAUGAUUAAAAGAUUGCUAUCUUUUUGUCAAAGAAAAUAUUGCACAAAUCCGUCAGAAGCAGUUAAUUUGUCUACAAUUCAUAUAUAA
Molecule: messenger RNA, 1026 nt
Organism: Plasmodium gallinaceum
Lineage: Eukaryota; Apicomplexa; Aconoidasida; Haemosporida; Plasmodiidae
Product: pre-mRNA splicing factor, putative
Exons: 10
Coding region: 1-1026 (341 amino acids)
Biological process (GO): generation of catalytic spliceosome for second transesterification step; RNA splicing
Cellular component (GO): U5 snRNP; U2-type post-spliceosomal complex; U4/U6 x U5 tri-snRNP complex
Source: RefSeq, a predicted model, not a curated record